This is a messenger RNA of Thunnus maccoyii (southern bluefin tuna), 3691 nucleotides long. It is a transcript of the gene ptgs1, whose product is annotated as prostaglandin-endoperoxide synthase 1. Bases 1235 to 2791 code for a protein of 518 amino acids. Gene Ontology annotation, cellular component: cytoplasm; neuron projection. Gene Ontology annotation, molecular function: oxidoreductase activity, acting on single donors with incorporation of molecular oxygen, incorporation of two atoms of oxygen; prostaglandin-endoperoxide synthase activity; heme binding. The record is from RefSeq and is a predicted model, not a curated record. Gene Ontology annotation, biological process: cyclooxygenase pathway; response to oxidative stress. NCBI's taxonomy places the organism in Eukaryota, Metazoa, Chordata, Actinopteri, Scombriformes, Scombridae. The transcript is spliced from 10 exons.
UGCUAAGCAACAUCAGUUCUUCCAGCGUCCACUACGAUGUGUUGACGUCAUCUACCUGAGUGAGCUCAACUCCAAUCUUAAAUUAGUAACGGUCGUUAGCAAACUGUCAUGAAUGAUUCACGGAGCAGGCGGACCGAAAUGCAGAGACUUGGCAGGCACAAGGAACUGAAGAAUACCUUUAUUGACGAACACAUGAACAGCAAACAGGAGUGCAGGCAGGAAACUGAACAAAUGAUCCUAGAAGACUCAACUGAAAACCAGACCUUAAAUACAAACUUAACUAGUCAGACAACAAGGAACCGGUGAUAAGACACAGGGGCAGGCUGGGAGCUGAUAGACUGGGAGCAGGGCUGACCAGACUGAUAUAAGGGCAAGUGUGAAGGUAACAGCAGACUGAGGAAGAACAUUGAGAUAAGGAGAGGGCUAAUGAGGAUGAACGGAGGGCAGGUGUAAGGAGGAGUACAUGAACACAGGAGGAAAAACACAAUGAGCACAGUCCAACCAAUAAAGGCAACCAAAAUGACAUAAAGCCAGAAGUCCCUCAUAAAGUUCGACUCAAACAAGCCCUCUCCCACACAGUCCAAUCUUCACAAAACAGAAAGGUCAGAGGGCAUCUGGUGGACAAUGGCAACUAUGAAAUACAGAACCAGACUCUAAGGAGUCUCUAGAGUAACCCCUGGGCCACACUGGAUGCGUGAGCAGCGCGUGUGCGUGUGAGUCGCUGAACUGCUGCGUCUCUCACGCUUGCAGCGUCCGCACUGGAAGCGUGUCUGCAGCGGCGCUUCUGCCACUGGCAGCCCUAUCUUUCUCGUUUUCCCUGUCUAUUUCUGCUUAGAACCGCGCACGUCACGCGGAGAAAAUAGGUGAGACCUCGAAUCUCUAGAUGAUGCGACGUAGCAACCUUGCGUGAGACGCGCGUGACACGCGUUUCCUCAGGACCUGAUUCUGGGAUCCACUUAGUAGAUAGUAAAGUAAUUGACUAUGGUGAUAGUAAUGCAUCCUAGCAUGCAGGAUAUUCCCCUAACAAGAGUGGUCUAACUGCACAAUGUUUCCCUGAGGCUUCCUGAAAGGACACCAUCCGCGGCCAAAAGUGAAUCCCUGUUGCUACUACCCUUGUCAACACUCAGGAGUGUGUGUGAGGUUUGGGACAGACCGCUACGAAUGUGACUGCACUCGCACUGGCUUCUACGGGGAAAAUUGCACUGUUCCGGAGUUCUGGACCAGGAUCCGCUUCAUGCUAAAGCCCAGCCCUGCGGUGGUUCACUACAUCCUCACACACUUCCAGUGGUUCUGGGACCUUAUCAACAGAUCUUUCUUGCAAGAUACCUUUAUGAGAUUUGUGCUGACAGUCAGAAGUGAUCUUAUUCCAAGCCCUCCGACCUACAAUACUAAGUAUGGCUAUCUCAGCUGGGAGUCCUACUACAACCUCUCCUACUACACCCGGCUCCUACCUCCUGUACCUAAAGACUGUCCUUUGCCCAUGGGAACUAAAGGCAAACCUGAUCUCCCUGAUCCCAAAGUGCUGGCCGAGCGUUUUUUUAAGAGAAAGAAGUUCAGGCCAGAUCCUCAGGGAACCAAUCUGAUGUUCGCCUUCAUGGCACAACACUUCACCCAUCAAUUCUUCAAGACAAAGCAUGGAGCUCACGAAGGCCUCACCAAGGCUCUAGGACACGGGGUAGAUGCGAGCAAUAUAUAUGGAGACGAUCUCAUGAGACAGUUUCAUCUCCGGCUUCAUAAAGAUGGAAAGCUGAAGUAUCAGUUAGUGAACGGUGAGAUGUAUCCCCCUCUAGUAUCUGAAGCCCCUGUGCACAUGUUGUAUCCUAAAAACGUCCCUCAAGACCAGCGUCUGGCCAUUGGUCAGGAGGUUUAUGGCAUGCUGCCGGGCCUCACUAUGUACGCCACCAUAUGGCUGAGGGAGCAUAACAGAGUCUGUGACAUCCUGAAGGCAGAACAUCCCACCUGGGACGACGAGCAGCUCUUCCAGACUGCCAGGCUCAUCAUCAUAGGUGAGAUCAUCAACAUUAUAAUAGAAGAGUACGUGCAGCAGUUGAGCGGUUACAGGCUGAAGCUGAAGUUCGAUCCCACUCUACUCUUCAACGCACGCUUCCAGUACAGCAACCGCAUCGCCCUGGAGUUCUGCCAUCUCUAUCACUGGCACCCGCUGAUGCCUGACAGCUUCCUAAUCGACGGAGAUGACAUCCCGCACUCUCAGUUUCACUACAACACCUCGCUCCUCAUGCAUUACGGGAUAGAGAAACUUGUGGAUGCUUUCUCGCGACAGCCUGCAGGACAGAUAGGUGGAGGUCACAACUCUCAUGAAGUAGUGCUCAAAGUGGCAGAAUUGGUCAUCAGAGAGUCCAGAGCAGUGCGUAUGCAGCCCUUCAAUGAAUACAGAAAGAGGUUUAACCUGAAACCAUACAGCUCCUUUUAUGAAUUCACUGAUAACGUAGAAAUGGCCAGAGGUUUAGAGGAACUUUAUGGUGACAUAGAUGCUUUGGAGUUCUACCCCGGCGUCUUACUGGAGAGGACCCGUCCUAGCAGUAUAUUUGGUGAGAGUAUGGUAGAGAUGGGUGCUCCCUUCUCCCUGAAAGGCCUGAUGGGAAACCCUAUCUGCUCCCCGGAGUACUGGAAGCCCAGCACCUUUGGGGGAGAGACGGGCUUCAAUAUCGUCAAAACUUCCACUUUGAAGAAGCUGGUGUGCCUCAACACCAAGUGGUGUCCUUACGUGGACUUCCAUGUUCCACGAAAUGAAGAGGAGGCAAAACCAAGGAAACCUUCAACAGAGCUUUAAUAAUUUUACUGAUGUUAUCUUGCCAUUUAUCAUUUAUACUGACUGUGGGAAAUGACGUACUGUAGUUCUCAAUGGGCCUCAUGCAAAAACAUUUUCGUAUUUUUAUCCUAAAACUCUUUUUCUGAAGUUUGCUUGUACAAGCGUUCCAAGUCAAAUUCAACAAACUCUCUCAACUGCCUGAACUUGUUGUGAAUUGCUCGUUUCAGCCUGAUGAAUGUCACCUGUUCAUGAGGAGGCAGACGUUUGUGAGAUGUGAUCGUUAGCAUAAUCCACACCCCUAAAAUUGCCAUAUAAGGCUCCAUGUUCUGCUCAGUCUGUGGACAAUUUUCAUUCACAAAAAAGUCCCCAAAGAGUAAAAACACAGCGCAGCUUCACGUCCCGCUUUCAGAAAUCAGCAGACAAACACAAAACAAAUUUGGGAGUGGCAGAGACACGAAACAAUUUGAAAAUAUGAAUCCAGCUGCCAACGACUUGUGUGGGCCACUCAUUAAAUUUUGUUCGUACCUAAGAGAAAAUUCUAGGAACGAGAAAAUUGAUGAAUGCCACAAAUGUUUUUUCAUUAUGCGUACAUGCAUUUUAAGAGGAAGAGUCUGUUCAUGUGCGUAGUUCUUGCAUGAGGCCAGAAAUGUGUUUUUGUCAUUGUCCCGUUCACACUGGAUUUGUUUCAGAGAGGAAAGUGAUUUUAACAUUACAUGUUCUUAUUCAGUGGUUUUAAUCCUGCCUGCAGUGAACAACAUACUGCACAUUUAAGUUGUUCUACCUCCUCACACAUCAUGUAGUUUCUGGAGAUCUGUUUUGUUUUUUUUAGUUAUUUGCUUAUAUCUGUAUGAUUGAUUCUUUCUUUUUCAUUAUUUGUGACUUUUUUGUAACCUUGUGAAAUUAAAUUAGCUUCCUUUCAGA